AUGGCAGAUCCGAUAAAUGGUAAUAAUGGGGGUGAUGUUGAAGACCAAGCUAAUGGCCAGGAUCAACCUGCCAGAACCUUGAGGGAUUAUGUAUUGCCCACCAUUACAGGGGUUCAGUCUUGCAACAGACCACCCACUGUAGAUGCCAAUAAUUUUGAGAUAAAACCUGCCAUUUUGCAAAUGGUUCAAUCUACUGUUCAGUUUGGGGGACUACCAACUAAAGACCCAAACAUGCAUCUUGCUAAUUUCGUUGAGCUCUGUCAGACAUUCAAGAUUAAUGGAGUUAGUGAUGAUGCAAUCAGACUUAGAUUAUUUCCAUUUUCUCUGAGGGAGCGAGCCAAGAGUUGGUUGGUAUCUUUGCCACCUAACUCAAUCAAUACAUGGAAUGACCUUGCACUGAAGUUUCUCUCCAAGUUCUUUCCCCCAGCUAAGCUGAGGGGGGAGAUCAACAAUUUCUACCAACUGGAUAAUGAAUCUUUAUGUGAGGCGUGGGAGAGAUUUAAUGAUCUGAUAAGGAAGUGCCCGCAUCAUGGGAUAGAGAGAUGGAUGUUAGUCCAUAACUUUUAUAAUGGGUUGUGUGGUACCACUCGCACACUCAUUGAUGCAGUAGCUAGUAGGGCAUUUAUGAGGAAGAGCGCCAAUGAGGCGUAUGAUUUGUUAGAAGAAAUGGACAUUAAUAAUCAACAGUGUCCAAGUGAGAGAGGUAACUCGAAGAAAGUGGUUGGUUUGCAUAAGAUUGAUGCAAUAUCUAAGUUAAUUGCUCAGGUUGAGGCUUUGACUAAACAGUUGCAAGGUAGUACAAUGACAGCCCCCGUGAUGCAAGCUCAGACUAUGUGUGAAUUGUGUGAAGGUCCUCAUGCGUAUGAAAAAUGCCAAUACGCGGAUAGUUUCAGGCCUCAACAACAACCACCUCAACUGCCUAUGAAACAACAACAGAAUCUUGUGAGACAGCCUGAUACCCAGUCUGAUGUUCUUAAUCAAUUCAUGACUGAGACGCGGUCUUCUAUAAGAAAUUUGGAGACUCAGAUAGGGAAAUUGGCUACUCUUAUGGCCAACCGUGCUCAAGGUAACCUGCCUAGCACCACUGAAGUCAAUCCAAAAGAACAGUGCCAGGCUAUUACAUUGAGAAGUGGGAAUAAAUAUGAAGGGGCAAGUGUGGAACAGUCAAAUGAAGACAAGGUUCAGGAUCAACAGGAACAGGGCGUAGUGGAAAAGAAGCAAGGUGAAAACAAGGUUACUGAAGACCUCCCAACCAAAGAAGCUACACCACAAGUGAGCAUAGACCACCACAUCAAGAUUCCCUACCCACAAAGGCUCUGUAAGAACAACCUUCAUAAGCAAUUCUCAAAGUUCCUUGAAAUAUUCAAGAAAUUGCAUAUCAAUAUCCCAUUUGCAGAGGCCUUGGAGCAAAUGCCAAGGUAUGUUAAAUUCAUGAAGGAUAUUUUGGCCAAGAAAAGGAAGUUGGAGGAAUAUAAGACAGUGGCACUUACUGAGGAGUGCAAUGCAAUCUUGCAGUAG
This is a messenger RNA of Humulus lupulus (European hop), 1518 nucleotides long. RefSeq lists its product as uncharacterized. The transcript has 2 exons. NCBI's taxonomy places the organism in Eukaryota, Viridiplantae, Streptophyta, Magnoliopsida, Rosales, Cannabaceae. Bases 1 to 1518 code for a protein of 505 amino acids. The record is from RefSeq and is a predicted model, not a curated record.